Encephalitozoon romaleae SJ-2008 is the source of this 2802-nucleotide messenger RNA. RefSeq lists its product as hypothetical. Gene Ontology annotation, molecular function: protein binding; nucleic acid binding. The coding region runs from base 1 to 2802 and encodes 933 amino acids. Lineage: Eukaryota; Fungi; Microsporidia; Unikaryonidae. The transcript has a single exon. The record is from RefSeq and is a predicted model, not a curated record. Gene Ontology annotation, cellular component: nucleus.
AUGUUUUACCUGUGUAGAGCUGUUGUGAACACGGAUUUGUACAUGAAGGUAUUAUGUAGUUUAUCAAACAUAUAUUUUGUACAGACUUCUUCGAUAACCAUUUACAAUAUUAGCCACAGAAAGCUUGUAUACACCAGGAAGAUGGAGUUUUUCGAUGUGAUAAAGUCUGCAUCUAUUGUAGAAGACGAGAUUCUUGUUGUUUUUAGCGGAUAUUUUGUGUUUCUAGAUAAGGACCUUAAUGAAAGAGCUCGGCACAGAUUUGGCAGAUGCUCUAUAGACUAUAGGCAGGUGGGGGCAUACGUUGCACAUGGAAAAAGCAGUAUGUGUCUUGCAUCUUAUUUUGGAAAUAUGAUUUUUUACUUUUUUGAAGAUAAACUGCAGAUUCCUAUUGAGCAUUCUGUAGGUGAAAGUGUUGUUAUAGAUCUUAAGGUUAUGGAGGGUACAAGACGUUAUCUUUUAUUAGUGAGGAAUCAAAAUGGAGUGUCUGUAAGAAUUUAUGAACAUAAACUUGAAAUGAUAGAGAUGUUAAAGGAGGAAAAUGUUCCUGGGGGGUACAUCGUCGUCCCAUUGAAAGAUAGCUUUGUCGUGUUUUCGCCAGACAGAGUAUUUUUUUUCAGGAACAAUGAUAAGAUUGAGGUUUAUAAGAUCUCUCUCGGAUCAUCUGAAACUUUAACUCUCAUUGAGGCCAGCUCAAGGUGUGAAUGUAAAGAUAUAUCUGAGACUAAGAUAUUUACAUGUUACACUUCCCACUAUGAUGGAAAAUGCUUGUUAACACUAAUAGUGAAUGAAGAAGGUGAGAUUUUUAGCCUUAAGUUUACAGAUAGACUGAAGUUGGAACAUAUAGGAAGAAUAAAUCCUUCUAAGGAUAUAGAAAUACAUUCCUCUGGGCUUAUGGUCUCUGUAGGCUACAAUUCAAAUAACUGCAUGUACUAUAUAAAAAGAGAAGAUGAAAUGGUCAGUCUUGAGCUAGUUGAUGUAAUUGAAGUAAUCAAAAGAUUUUCCACCGCGACUAUCACGGCAGAUGGAAUAUACCAUGUUUACGUCUCUGAUGGUCAUUACAUUGGAGAGAUUACCGAGAAAGAACCUUUUUCUCUCUUAAAUGAGAUGAAACUUUUUGGAGAAAGGGAGGAAAAAGUACUGAGAAGUAUAUUUAGUUGCGGAGAGUUUAUAUGCGUGCAGUAUGAUGAAGAAGCCCAAUGUCUUCUUCUGGAAGGAGGAAGGAUGGCGAGCCUAUACAAAUUUGUAGCCAAAGACGAAAUAGUUGGGUAUUACAAGAUAGGAAAGAAUGAUUUCUACAUGAUGGUAGGACUGGUGAUGGUUUGUAAUAUAAGCAGUGAAAACAAUCUGACUACUAAUAAGCAUAGUAUCGAUUAUGACUCGUUUUCGGCAAAUAGCCAGUAUGUGUUUCUUGGAUAUAAGAAUAGAAUAACUAAACUUGAUUCCUCUUCGUCUGAAAACAUCGAAAUAGAAUUUACAAUUAAGGAAAUGGAAGUGAAUGAAAGAUAUUUAUUUAUACUGACUGGAAAAAGAGUCCUUAGGGUGUAUAGAAUAGAUGAUGGAAAGCUCGUAUUUAUCCAAUCGUUCCGCUUUGAUGUGAUGUUUUUGUCUCUAUUUAAUGGGUUUCUGUACACAAUUGGAACGGAGAUAUACAGAUUUAAGAUCAAUGAAGACGGGUCACUCUCACUUCCCAUAAGAAUAAGGGAAGGCGGUAAACCUACUGGAAAAAAGGAAGGAAUUGUAAUACUUGAAGAAAAAGUCAUAGAUUUGAGGCAUGAGAGAAGUUUGGAUGUUGAUGGAUUGAAGAGUGCUCUUUCGGGGGACAUGGUAGUGAUUGGUGGGAGAUGUGGACUAGAGGUUUACGAAUAUAAAAAAGACAGAGUAUUUAUGGUAGAUACAAUAAAUAAUAAAGAAGAGUGCAAAAUCAUAGGCAGGGAGGCUAUGUAUAUUGAUAAUGAUUCUGAUAACUUCAAGAUAAAAAGAUUUGAUGGGUCUCUAAUGGUAGAAGGCCAUGGAAAAGCCAUAGAGUUUUCUUCUUCGGAAUAUCAGGUUGUCUCUGCAUAUGUUAGAAGGCUUGAGAGAGAAGGUUUUGAGGACAGCUAUUUCUUAAAAGUAUACAAGAAUGGAAGCCUUCUUUAUGAUUUUGGAACUUCCUGGAAGAUCGAGGUAAUUGCUAUGAACGGAAAGGAAGUCUAUUGCGGUACGGAGAACAGCCUUUAUUGUUAUGAGAUUGGAGUGAAAACAUUGCUUAAGAAGUUUAAGGUGAAAUUUCCAUCAAAAAUAACCAGGAUGUGCGUUGGAGAGGGUAAGUUAUUUGCCGGAACAGAAAAAGACUCUGUGUUCAUGGUGAAAGACAAAAGAAUUGUUUGCAGAGAACGGCUUCCGAGGUAUGUGAUGGCUUUAGAGAAGACGAGUGAUGGGAAUUUGGUGGUGGGGGACCGAGCUGGGAAUAUAGUUAUUAUGAAGGUGAAAGAUGAUUUCCUGGUUUCAGUGGCAACAAUAUUUGUCAACGACAUGCCUAUCCAACUUAUUUCUCAGGACAAGGUUUUUGGAGUAUGUAUGAGUGGCAAGGUGAUUGAAAUUGUAAAGAUUGAAGAAAAGUUAUUUGAAUUCCUUGAAGAGCUUGGACAAAAGAUAGCAGAAGCCUUGAACAAGCCUUUUUUCCAGUCUUUCAGAAGAAAUAGAUUUAUUAGCUCAGAGCACAUUAGAGAGUUUACCAAUUUGAGUGAGCAGCAAGUUAAAGAAGUAUUGCAAAAAACCAAUAUAGAUAUUGAGAAGAUAUUUGAAGUGAUCAAUAUUAUUUGA